This is a messenger RNA of Eucalyptus grandis, 1408 nucleotides long. Its product is annotated as salicylate carboxymethyltransferase. Gene Ontology annotation, biological process: methylation. Bases 60 to 1181 code for a protein of 373 amino acids. The record is from RefSeq and is a predicted model, not a curated record. The transcript is spliced from 4 exons. Gene Ontology annotation, molecular function: S-adenosylmethionine-dependent methyltransferase activity. NCBI's taxonomy places the organism in Eukaryota, Viridiplantae, Streptophyta, Magnoliopsida, Myrtales, Myrtaceae.
AAUAGAUGAGCCUCAAGCCAAUUCAAAUGCAAGCCAACUAGAAAGAGAGAGAGAGAGAGAUGGAAGUCAUGCAAGUACUGCAUAUGAAUGGAGGAAUGGGAGAAACGAGUUAUGCUAACAACUCAUUGCUUCAGAGAAAGGUGAUAUUGAUGACGAAGCCCAUAAUGGAGGCAGCCGUCACAGCUCUCUUCUCGACUGCCACCACCAACUUCCCAGCGAGCUUCGCCAUUGCGGACUUGGGCUGUUCCACUGGCCCCAACAGUCUCUUCGUUGUGUCUGAGAUCAUCAGCAUCAUGAUCGAUCUCUACAGUGCAAAGAAGCAUGAGCUGCCGGAGCUCCAAGUGUUCUUGAACGAUCUCCCGGGGAAUGACUUCAACACCAUCUUCAGCAACUUCUUGCCAAGAUUCCAAGAGAAGCUGAAGGAGCAAAUUAAGAGCAAGAAUGGAGCGUGGGCAACGUUGUCAUGCUUCUUCAGUGGCGUUCCUGGUUCGUUCUAUGGGAGAUUGUUCCCUCGGGAGAGCCUGCACUUGAUUCAUUCUUCAUACAGUCUCAUGUGGCUGUCUCAGGUCCCACAGGGCCUAGAGGGAAACAAAGGCAACAUAUACAUGGCGAGAUCGAGCCCACCGAAGGUGCUUACGGCAUACUACGAGCAAUUCCAGAGGGACUUCUCAACAUUUUUGGAGUGUCGUGGGCAAGAGUUAGUGGUGGGAGGGCGUAUGGUUUUGACCCUCCUGGGUCGAAGAAGCGACGAUCCUUCAAGCAAAGAGUGUUGCUACAUUUGGGAGCUCUUGGCUGCUGCUCUCAAUGAGAUGGUCUCCGAGGGACUCAUAGAAGAAGAUAAAUUGGACUCCUUCAACAUCCCUCAGUAUACACCCUCACCAAAAGAAGUACGAGAGGAGGUCCAAAAGCAAGAGUCAUUCUCAAUCGAUUGCUUGGAGGUGUCCGAAGUGAAUUGGAGUGUCGUUAACACGAAUUUCGACCCUAAUGUUGUGUUGGAGGAUAGGGGAUAUGAUAUGGCCAGGUGCAUGAGAGCUGUGGCUGAGCCCCUGCUCGUUGAUCACUUCGGUGAAGAGAUCAUAGAUGAGGUCUUCAAGAGAUACAAGGCUCAACUCGCUAAUGGCAUGUCCAAGGAAAAGACUGCAUUCGUCAACAUCGUCAUUUCAGUAAAGAAAAUCGCCUAGCUAAAAUGCAAAAAUUCCAGAAUGAGCACAUCACAUUUAUAUGCACGUUCAUGGUGAAGUUGAUAUAUGUAUGUCGCUAGUGUGUUUCCUAUGGUUUGAAGGUGUGGCAGUUUCACUUGUAUUACUUCUUAUGUCUUAUAUCUCGUGUUAAGAAAAUGCAAGAAACUUGCUGCAAGUUGAAGGGCUUGACAUUUGGGAUUUUGGUUUAAGGAUUUUUCUUUUGUAUA